GAUCAAAAUUGGUAAGCAGCAUCUUCCUCUUUGCGCAUUGACAAUUUUUUUUUGUUCCCACGGAGGAGCUUCGGAGAAGCAGGAACAUGUUCAAGAACACGUUUCAAUCUGGGUUUCUGUCUAUUUUGUACAGUCUAGGAAGCAAGCCUCUUCAGAUAUGGGACAAAGAAGUUGAGGAUGGCCAUGUGAAGCGUUGCCAUGAUGAUGACAUACAAUCCAAUGUGCUUGAAGUAGUUGGAUCAAACAUUCAGUCUACAUACAUCACAUGUCCCCCUGAUCUCUCCGCAACUCUUGGUAUCAAACUACCCUUUUUAGUAUUGGUAGUGAAGAACAUGAAGAAGUAUUUCUCCUUCGAGGUUCAGAUUCUUGAUGACAAGAACGUGCGUAGGCGUUUCCGUGCUUCUAACUUUCAAUCUGUUACUAGAGUGAAGCCAUAUAUUUGCACGAUGCCAUUGAAGAUGGAUGAGGGAUGGAAUCAGAUCCAGCUGAACAUGCCUGAUCUUACUAGGAGAGCUUACGGGACUAAUUACGCUGAGACGUUGCGAGUUCAGGUUCAUGCUAAUUGCCGUCUCAGAAGGAUUUAUUUCGCUGAACGUCUCUACUCAGAUGAAGAGCUUCCUCCAGAGUUCAAGCUCUAUCUCCCAGUGCAGGUUUGAGUCUCAGAAAAGCAUGAGUGUGUUUUUGCCAUUGUCUUGGAAACUACUUUAGAUAGACCUAAAGCGUCUUAGGUGAGAGUUUCAGGAUGGCUUGUAGCAUCCAUUCUAUUUGGAAUUUGCCAAUACCUUGAGCAGCUUUGACUUGAUAACUUAAAGUUUGUUGUGUCUUUAUGAAAUGGGAUCAUAUACGUUUAAUAGAUUCAAUGAAUAAUGUACAUGGAUCUUGAAUCAAUGCAUCAUUCAUGCUUUCUUUUUUUU
Molecule: messenger RNA, 914 nt
Organism: Brassica napus (rape)
Lineage: Eukaryota; Viridiplantae; Streptophyta; Magnoliopsida; Brassicales; Brassicaceae
Product: cilia- and flagella-associated protein 20
Exons: 5
Coding region: 87-656 (189 amino acids)
Source: RefSeq, a predicted model, not a curated record